Molecule: messenger RNA, 1371 nt
Organism: Cylicocyclus nassatus
Lineage: Eukaryota; Metazoa; Nematoda; Chromadorea; Rhabditida; Strongylidae
Source: the annotation of a GenBank genome assembly
AUGAGUGUUUCGGAUGAAGCGGAAGAUUUGAAGAGGGAUACAGAGCUGGAUGAAGUCGAUGGAGAGCAGGAAGAAGAGAACAACACUGAGGCACCGGAACCGUCUGAGCCACGUGCUUCGAAAUGGAAACCCGACUUUGAACUCGUCAAUUUUGAAGCUUCCAAUGCUUUGCUGUAUAGACUGUACAUACAAGGGGACUAUGUUGGCUGUAAGUCCCUCAUUGGGGAAAUGCUCGAGCAAAGCUCAAACCAAAGUGAGUAUGCUUUCUACAUGAGAGGAGUGAUUGCUCGAUCUGAGGGCGAACUGGAGGACGCUUUAAAUUGGUUCAAUAAAGCACUGGCUUUGUCUCCUAACUCUACCACGUACUUAAUCAACAUUGGACGAGUUUAUUUCCUCCUUGGAAAUCACACUCAAGCUGUCGACUACCUAGAAAAAGCUAUCAAAGCCAAUCCAAAUGAUCCCAAAGCUUACUACUGGCUAGCUCGUUCCAUUUAUCACCUGGAAACGGACCUCUUCAAUCCAUGUGAAAAAGCUCGAGAUCUUCUUAUGCAGGCCCCUUCUCUCAACAAUUCCGUCGAACUCAUCGUCUUCCUUGCCAAAUUGAUGUCUGAACUGAAUGAUACGACAGCUGCUAUCCAAGCCUAUGAAAGAGCGCUACAGUUGGAACCUGAGAAUCUUGAUGUGAUGUUCAAAAUGGGUAUGCUGUACUUGCGCAAUAACAACGAAGAUCCAGCUUUUGCCAUGUUUGGAAAAGCUCUUAGUUAUGACACUGCUCAUCAACAGAGCAUACUCGCAGCUGGUUCCAUAAUGCAGGUGCAUGGAGACCAUGACGUGGCUCUGAACAAGUAUAGGGUAGCAGCAGACGCGUGUGACUAUAAUGGUUGUCUAUGGAAUAACAUUGGCGUGUGUCUCCUUGCCAAGGGUCGACUAGCGCAAGCACAUUCUUGCCUGAAGAAAGCUUCAUUUAUUUGUCCACUGGACUACAAGAUAAAUUACAAUCUGGGACUCGUCCAUCACGCUAUGGGUCUUUAUUGCUCAGCUCUCCACUUUCUCAAGGCCGCGUCCGAGUUGAAGCGUGACGACGCACAGAUAAUUGGCGCCAUGGCAGUCGUUCUUUCUAACAUGAAUGAUGCAAAUAAUGCUCGUCGUGCCUACCAAAAAUCAAUCUCAGUAGAUCCGAAAGCUCAAGUUAUCCUCAACUAUGCCAUCUUCGAAUAUCGUCAAAAGAACAGAGACGUAGCCCGAGAUGCGCUUACACACUUCAAAACAGUCUCCUCAAUGGCCGGAGGUUGUAGAAAGGAUCUCCUCAGUAAAGCCGACCAAUUGGACGACGCGCUACUUUCCACACCACGUGAUGAAGAAGCAGCUUAA